AUGCAGCAGCAGCCAGGCCCGGCGCUACCCCGCCGGCUCAACGGCCGGGCGGCGGCCUGUGAUCCGUGCCGCGCCCGCAAGCUCGCCUGCGACCACGGCCAGCCCGUCUGUAAGCGCUGCAAGAAGCGCGCCAACGACAUGAACUGCGUCUACCGCGAGCCUGCCCUGCGCAGCUCCCCGUCGUCCGCCUCGAGGCCCCCGCGGCCCCGUCCGCAUCAGAGCCAGUCGUCGUCGGCGGGCGUGCUCGGCCGGGCAGAGCAGCUGUCCCUGUCCUCAGCCCCGACAUCCCCCUCCAGCUCGAGGAUGUCUUUGGCCCAGCUCGAUGCGCCGACUUCCAAGUCAGACACCAGCGACGCCGUGCCCGACAGGCCGACGGUCGUGCCGGGAUACUGGGGCCUGCUCAGCCACGGCGUGGUCUUCGAAGAGGCCAAGAACAGCCUCGCCAUGUUUGCCUGCUCACACCGGCCGUUCGAGCCUCCAGGGGCAGGAGCCCACAGCCCCUCGGGAGCAGGCGCGAGCAACAGGCGUCACCGCUCGCGGAUACCCUUUAGAGAAAGGCCUGGCCCCUUCCGGGAAAUGUGCAUGUAUGUCCUCCGCUGCCUGCCCGGCCAGGCCAACGAGAUCCUCGCUCUGAGUGGUGGUGGUGGCAGCGCUGCGAGCUCCACGGCCGAACCCAGCGAGCACAAGGUCUGGGGCGACAUAGUGGUGGACCACAUCUCGAGCUCCAUCCUCGGGUGCCUCGACGAGAUCCGCCACCUCGGCGACGAGGGCUUGGUGGCCAUGGCAGAGAUGCUCUGCGACAACACCGCCCAGCCCAUGAAGGACGACUGUGCCACCCAUCUAGAGUGGCUGGACCAAUUCAGCGGGCCCCGGCUUCGCUGGGAGGCACUGGGCCUAAUGUGGCUGUAUCUCGACCGCGUGUCGGACAUGUUCGAUGCUGUCACCACAAGCCGGCUCGAAUGGGCCGGCGGCAGGGAGGCUUCUGCCAUUGUCACUGUCUGCGUCAAGUACUGCAUCGAGGUGGCCUCCAGCCUCGCCGAGGCCAACGUCCUACUCGUCGACCUCAACCGGCGUGCAGGCACGCAAGACUCGAUGGUUCAUGGUGACGCAAGAAUGUCUGGGUUCAAAUACCAUGCCGCGGCCGUGACAAUGGCCACCUUUCUUGGCAUGCACGCUCAUACGAACGGCCCCGAGCCUUACCAGCCCACCUUCUGCUCAGAGUACCAGCGGCGCCUGUGUGCCCACGUCUUCACGUCUGACAAGCUGGGCGUCUCCUUUACUGGUCGACCGCCCAUCACGAGCCGACGUUUCUGGUCGACGCCUUUGCCGCUGGACAUCGCAGACGCGGACCUGUGGGAUCCUGCUCGGCUGGCUACGGCUCUCGCCAAUCUUGACAGCAACGGCUGGAGCAAGAAUGGACAAGUCAACUCGUCAACCCUGAUGCGUGUGCGAAGCAUGACUGCUCGGAUCCGCGAUGAGCUCUACGAGAUAGCUCUUGACCCCAGCGUGCGGCCCGGUCGCGAAUCUCUACUGAACCUAUACCAACGACUGAUGGAUACGUACGAAGGCUUUCCCGCGUCGCUCAAGUACAAACCCGAGCAUCUCACCAAUCCCAACGUGCCUACGGCGCUUCUGUACUUCCAGAUCGCGUGCCAGCUCGAGCUCCUGCAGACGCAGUUCUUCAUCCGCAGACUGAUCCAGCUGCACGAUCCCCUCCCAUCUGAUGACGGAGACCUGCUGGUCACAACUUUCGCAAUGCUCUCGCUCAUCCUGGUAGUGUGGAAUGACAGGGACCGCUUCUCAGAUCACGCAAUGAGGCGGAACUUUGAGUGGUUCGUCAUGGAAUACGGCGCGCCAGCCGGCGGCGUCCUCUGCCUGGAGCUUCUCCGCCCCACGUUCACGGGCACGCACUUCAAAGACGCCAAGAUCAGCCGGUCAAGCAUCAUCCAGAGCCUGACCCUGCUCGUCAACUUCCUCGACUGGAUCAAGCCGUCCGCUCCCAACGGCGAGCUCUGCGCAGACUGCAAGGUCGUCAUCAAGCGUGUGCUCGACCACCACCUCAACAACCUCGGCGUACCGGCGAUAGCGCCCAGCACCGCAGUCGGCCAGUUCACGGCCGACGCCCCCUCGCAGCAAGCGAUGCUGGCCAACAAUGGAGAUGUGUUAUUGGCCUCAUCAUCGGGGUCUCUGAACUACGUUGAGCCGCUGCAUGAGUGGAUGCCCUCGGAGGACAUGCCCAUCUUCAACUUCCAACUGAUGGACACGUUUGACUGGCUGCGUGACGACGAGCAGCAGCCUCGAUCUUGA
This is a messenger RNA of Microdochium trichocladiopsis, 2307 nucleotides long. RefSeq lists its product as uncharacterized. Gene Ontology annotation, molecular function: zinc ion binding; DNA-binding transcription factor activity, RNA polymerase II-specific; DNA binding. Lineage: Eukaryota; Fungi; Ascomycota; Sordariomycetes; Xylariales; Microdochiaceae. The transcript is spliced from 4 exons. The record is from RefSeq and is a predicted model, not a curated record. Gene Ontology annotation, biological process: regulation of DNA-templated transcription; DNA-templated transcription. Bases 1 to 2307 code for a protein of 768 amino acids.